AUGGCGUUGAAGGAAGCCUUUGGUCACAUCUAUUUCAGCCCUUCGAAAACUGUUACGUUUACAACUUCACCUAGAAGGCAAAAGGAAGAUCUGACCAUCACAAAUUACUCGGAUCAUGAAAUUAUGUUCAAAAUGAAAAGCACGCAUCCACGAUUAUUUAGAAUGAGGCCGGUGUACGGAAUAAUCUCACCGCAGAGAGAAGUGAGCAAACCGUCAGUUGUUCCAGUACUUUGA
Molecule: messenger RNA, 234 nt
Organism: Cooperia oncophora
Lineage: Eukaryota; Metazoa; Nematoda; Chromadorea; Rhabditida; Trichostrongylidae
Source: the annotation of a GenBank genome assembly